AUGACCCAAUUACAACCGGGGGAUUUUACCGGAACUGUCCUUUUCCUUGAUUUUUCGACCGGAGUUUCACCGGAGAAUGUGAAAAUCGUGGCUCGAACUUUACCAAGAAUGUCAUUAAGUUCUAAUAACUUGAUUCUCUCUGGAAUAUUGGAUAUCCCUACUCUGAUAAGUGAAAACACUCCAACAAUUAUGAAAGCUUUGAAAAAGAAGAAAUUGUGGAAAUUAGUUAAAGAACCUAUAGAGCUUUUAUCGCUACUGGACGAAGUAGAACAAUUUGUUACAAAGUAUAUUGAACGUAAAAAUAAAAAUAUUAAAAUACCAAAAAAACAUACGUCUUUAUUUGCUAGAAUUAAAAAUUUAGUUAAUUCAAUGUAA
Molecule: messenger RNA, 375 nt
Organism: Racocetra fulgida
Lineage: Eukaryota; Fungi; Glomeromycota; Glomeromycetes; Diversisporales; Gigasporaceae
Source: the annotation of a GenBank genome assembly